Messenger RNA from Rubroshorea leprosula, 2037 nucleotides. Lineage: Eukaryota; Viridiplantae; Streptophyta; Magnoliopsida; Malvales; Dipterocarpaceae. The record is from the annotation of a GenBank genome assembly.
AGUUACAGUCUCUUGCUCAAGUAAGAGACGACGAAGAAGAAAGGCUUCAACUUUGCUAGGGUUUCUGCAGAUACCUCCAUUUUCAGCACCUGAUCGGACCGGAAAAAUCAUUCAAUUUCUAUCCAUUUUCGUUUCAUUAAGCUUGAACCGGUAAAUUCACCGGAAAUGAUGUAUAUGUUCAACAUUUUCAGGAGAUAGACUUUUGAUUGCACUCUGGCUCUAAUGCUUGAAAGUACUAGAAGUUUCGCUACAUUGCUGCAGAUGUUGCCUGUGGCAUAUAAUUGACUACCAAAAACUUUGUAUUAUAGAACUCAAUGGUGCCAGAGGGCUAGCAGAACUAUGGAUUGUUGUCAGGCUUUUAGUUGUCUCAAGGGUUUCUUGUGCCAACAGUUAUUAUUCAUUAUCUGGCUAUCAAGUUUCCAAGCUGCAGCAUCUAUGCAGACAUUGCUUGACAAGAGUCAUGUAUCUCACACAUCUGAGUUAGCUAAUCCACCUAUUCCUGGACUAUUUGAUCCUAUAGAAAUAUCACCUGCUGUCAUUCCACCCAUUCCAUAUCCUGAUGAGUCGUUGCCACCCCUGUACCCAACUUUCCCCACAACAUAUGAGCCAAAUUUAACUGGAAGGUGUCCUGUAAAUUUUUCUGCUUUGUCAAGUAUAAUGGUAAAAACAGCAUCUGAUUGUUCUCAGCCUUUGGCUGCAUUUGUAGGGAAUGUUAUAUGUUGUCCCCAGCUGGGUAGUUUACUCCACAUCUUCCAGGGUUACUACAACAGCAACUCUGACAGUUUGGUCCUGCAAACUUCUGUUGCUAAUGAUUGUUUUUCAGAUAUCAUUAGUAUCUUAGCUAGCAAAGGGGCCAACAUUACAGUACCUAUGCUUUGUUCUGUAAAAUCAUCAAAUUUGACUGGGGGCUCUUGUCCUGUGAAGGAUAUUAGCAGCUUUGAGAAAAUGGUAAAUACGAGCAAAUUGCUGGAAGCUUGCAGUGCUGUUGAUCAGCUUAAGGAGUGCUGCAGGCCAGUUUGCCAACCCGAAAUUAUGAAAGCUGCUUUGGUCAUUUCUGGAACACAAAUGACAGUCAGUGAGAAUAAAAAUAUAAUUGGGCAGCCUAUGGAAAUCGAUACCAUGAAUGAUUGCAAGGAGGUGGUGUAUUCAUAUCUUUCAAGGAAACUCCCAGAAGAUGAUGCAAAUAAUGCAUUUCGAAUAUUAUCUUCAUGCAAAGUUAACAGGGUUUGCCCUUUAGAAUUUAAGCAGCCUUUGGAAGUAAUUAAAGCAUGCCGUAAUCUAGCUGCUCCAAGCCCUUCCUGCUGUAGCACAUUAAACACUUAUAUUGUGGGUAUACAGAAGCAGAUGUUAAUUACAAACAAGCAAGCAAUUAUCUGUGCAAUGGAGUUUGGGUCCAUGUUACGGAAAGGUGGCGUCAUGACAAAUAUUUAUGAGCUUUGCGAUGUCGACUUGAAAGAUUUUAGCAUUCAACCUUAUGGACUACCAGGGUGUCUACUACGAAGUUUGCCAACAGAUGUGAUACUUGACAAUUCAACAGGCUUUUACGGCUUUAUGUGUGACUUAACUGACAACAUUGCAGCUCCAUGGCCAUCGUCUUCCUCAAUGUCAUCGUUAACUCUAUGUGCACCAGAGGAAGAGAUGUCGGUGCCUGCACUGCCAUCAUCCGAGAGACGGAAAAGUACUGGCUGCCGCAGUCAGGCACUGGAAUUAUCGGUACCCAUUUUUUCUUUUUUGGUCUUCAUUACAUUGUUGUACUCCUGAAAGAGAGUUGUUGAUGUUGUAGUUUUAGAGGUUGAGCUGGGUUUGAAAUGGAUGGGGCUUUUUGGUUGAUUUGAGUGUGUGAGGAAUGUACUUAGUCCAUCCAUCAUGUAUAGUAACACUACUAGUUGUUUGUUUCUUCCUUUUCCUUUUCUCCUUGCCUUUUUCCUCUCUCUUAUUUUCUCUUCCUCACCCACCCUUGCCGCCCCCCAUGUUGAUGAUCAUUACAAACAAUGAUUUCCAGCUAUCACCAUUGACUAACAAAGCUACAAUUAUUAG